UUAAAGUAAUGUCCGGAUGGUUAGACUUCAGUCUGUGUAUGAUCUGACCAUUACACUUUGUCAAAUAUUUCCCAAGAUUUGAGGUACUGCUCAUAUUUUAUUAGGAUCCCACGUUCCCUAUUCUUAGUCAUGUACUCCUUAAGAUACCUGAGUGCUUGGCAACUGGUCCAGAAUGAGGAAGACACGUGUAAAAUUAGGGAAUCUCUUCCCCCGGGACUGUAUGGCAUCCUAUUCAAGGUGGCUUUCAGGUAUAAGAAGAGUAAGUUGCUGCAGGAACUGGUGAAAAAUUGGCCUUACCCACAACUCAAAGUUCAGAUGCUCCUGCAAAAAUGUCAUCGAUGUCCAAAGACUUCUAAGAAGUGUUCAGACUGUCAAUGGACUUUCCCAUAUAAUGAGACGAGCAAAAAUACUUUUGAUGACAUAAUCAUGGGAGUAAUAAGCUAUAUAAAGGAAAGAAUAAAUGACGGCUCAAAGACACUCCCAUCCAGGAAGCUACAGCAGUUGGAUAUGACAGGAUUGUUGAGUAAAAAUUUUCUCUGGAACCGCAAACUCAUGAGACUAUGGGCCAGUUCCAUAAGCCGAGCCAAAAUCUGUGCCUUACAGCAGAAGUUACAUGACUCAGAAAAUCAGGAAAGGAGCCAGGCGCCACAAACAUCCACCUUUCCAGUGGAAUUACGAGUGGAUUUCCUAGUGGACCUCGAAGUGAGCUUCAUCUCUGAGGAGUUUCUAAUGGCAGUUCUCCAGGACAACAUCAACAGUCUUCUCCAUUUGACCUGCCGAGAUUUCUAUGUUGAAAGGCAUACUGUUCGUGAUGCUGCAAAAUUCCUAGUUCCAUUGGACCCUCUGGUACUCCGAAGGAUUGACCUAAGUAACGGCCAGAUGAGGCUGAUGGAUAUUGGGUGGUUUAUGUCACAGAUCACUAUCUUCCAAAAUAUGAAAAGCUUAAAAUUUCCUGAAUUUAAUGAGUUUAUGGAGCACAGCCUUAAAGCCCAACUUGACAUUUUUGUUACAGAGUCAAACAAGCUGAAACACCUCACGGAAAUCACUUUCCACAAUAUUUGUCUUUCAGACCACCUGGAAUACCUGCUUGGAGGUCUACAAUGUUCCCUAAAGAGCCUUGAACUUUCUUACUGCUCUCUGACAAAUAAAGACUUAACCUACCUAGCCCGAAGUCAACAUAGCACUCAUCUCAUAAAGUUGAAUCUUAGCAGCAACACAAUAGACCAAAUAGAACCUUUGCUGGAACUUCUGAAGGCAGCCUCACACUCACUCGUGUGGCUGAAUAUGGCUAUGUGUGGGAUCACUGACAGUAAGUUUUAUGCAGCCUUGCCCUCUCUGUCCCGCUGUAGCAGGCUCUCCUAUCUUGGUCUAUAUGGUAAUCACCUGACUAGCACAAGUGUAUUGACUUUUCUGAGGCAGUACCAGCACAAAUUGCCCUACCUGAAGGCUGUAGCAAUUCCUCUUUUCAUAGACUGUUGCUCAAACCUUCCGGAGUUUAAUCCUUUUCCUAGGUCAUUGGAAUCUUACAUCAAUGCCAGUAAGUUUAAUGCUGUCCUGCAGGAAAUGGAAGAGUUGCCAAGAGCAGAACAAGAAUCUCCCAUUGACUACACUUUAAAUUGUAACUUCCCUGUGAUAGACUAUUUUGACUUUCAAUAGUUGCUUGAUACCAGAGGUUGAGAGACUCUCAUAGUCCAUCAGGGUAAUAGUAACAGUUCAUUUUCUCUUUCUUAAGAAAAUCUUUUUAUCACAAUUUUAACUAUAAGAUACUCAACUCUGCAUUUUAUAACUUAAACUUAAAGCAUUUUAUAAAGGAGAACUGGGAUUGGGACAACUAACAAAUAUUUGAUUGUUAUUUUUAUUUCAUUAAAGAUAUUAUAUGUCUAGACAUACAUUCUCCCAAUCUCUUCAUGUAAUAAUGCUUUACAUCUUGCUAUAGUUUUAUGCUUCAUUUUAAAUAAAUAUGUAUUUUAAAGUAUUAUUUAAUGACACAAAUAUACCAUUUGUUAUCCUUUGUUAGAUGUUUCUAGUUUGGGACUAAUAUAAAUAAAGCAAUUAUUAAUAUUUUUCUAGA
Messenger RNA from Antechinus flavipes (yellow-footed antechinus), 2071 nucleotides. Its product is annotated as leucine-rich repeat-containing protein 14-like. NCBI's taxonomy places the organism in Eukaryota, Metazoa, Chordata, Mammalia, Dasyuromorphia, Dasyuridae. The transcript is spliced from 4 exons. Gene Ontology annotation, cellular component: cytoplasm. Gene Ontology annotation, molecular function: protein binding. The record is from RefSeq and is a predicted model, not a curated record. Bases 130 to 1656 code for a protein of 508 amino acids.